Molecule: messenger RNA, 516 nt
Organism: Stylonychia lemnae
Lineage: Eukaryota; Ciliophora; Spirotrichea; Sporadotrichida; Oxytrichidae
Source: the annotation of a GenBank genome assembly
AUGGUAAAGAAGAAUAAAUCACCUAAGAUUAAACAAGAAUAAUAAACUUAGAAAUAAGAGUAAAAGAAGCCAGCUGCUGUAGUUGCUGAACAAGCACCAGUAAAAGCAGCAACAGUUGAAGUAGCCUAUAUUCCACAGCCUUACAGUCUUUCCAAGUUAGGCCCCAAGACUAUUGGAAAGGCAAAGAGUGGCAAGUCUUGGAAUGUGGCUUCUAAGAGAGCACCUAGACAUUCAGUUUAUAACCCCAAAACCUGGGAAGAGAAGACAGAACAACGUAAAAAACUGAAGGCUCUCAAGGACAGAGUAGCAGAAGCUAAGUUAAAGAAGAAGCAGGAAAAACAAUCAAGAGCUGUAUAAUUGAGAGAGAAACUCAAGAGAAAAGAACUCAAUCAAAUGAAGAGUGCCACUUAUCAAUUGAUCAAGGAUACAACAAAGAUAAGAAAGUGGUCUAAGAAAGCAAAGACUCAGCUAUCAAAGCUUCCCGCGGAAAUCUUCUAUCAGAAGUUUGGCAAAUGA